Messenger RNA from Batrachochytrium dendrobatidis JAM81, 1383 nucleotides. RefSeq lists its product as uncharacterized. The transcript has a single exon. Gene Ontology annotation, cellular component: cyclin-dependent protein kinase holoenzyme complex; nucleus. The coding region runs from base 73 to 1308 and encodes 411 amino acids. Lineage: Eukaryota; Fungi; Chytridiomycota; Chytridiomycetes; Rhizophydiales. Gene Ontology annotation, molecular function: cyclin-dependent protein serine/threonine kinase regulator activity; protein kinase binding. Gene Ontology annotation, biological process: regulation of cyclin-dependent protein serine/threonine kinase activity. The record is from RefSeq and is a predicted model, not a curated record.
AACAAAUUCAAGUAUUGUUUUUGAUUCGGUACUUAAUUUUCUAUAUCAAACAUCUUUUGUCCAAUUGUUUAAAUGGCACCUUCAAUGCUAUCUGUCAAUACAUCCAUGAACACCACGUCGAAUCACAGUACCACAGCCCGUUCUGGCAAUUACUCUCAACGUUACGCCCCAAUCCAUCACAGUCCCGCCAGCUCUGCUUCACCAUCAGCCUACAGGAUGCCCGUUGCCGCUGCAUCCCCCACUGAAAUCGUUCAGCACUAUAGCAGUAAUCAAUCCACACAUAUUCAUAGUGACGAUGAGCACGCUGCUGCUCUUGCCAUCACCCGAAUGGCAGCAGGUCCACAUACUGCAGCUCAAACCCAAUCAGAUGCUCGACAUAUAUCCUCAAAUGCUGCUAAACUCCGUGCUGCCAACAUUGCCUUGUCCAAAACUGUCCUUACACCCAAUCUGCUUUCUCCUUACCUGCCUGCCUUUAUUGCUACCUUGACCUAUUCAAUGUGGCAUGGACGAUCUUUUGCAGAAAUGGCUGCUCGACCUACCCCUGGCCUACGACUGUUUGCUCGCUUCACUCUGGACAUUCUUCGAAGCACUGGUCUUUCUUUUUCAGUAGUUUUGCUUGCUCUCAAGUACGUUCAUCGUAUUAAAUCCUGUCGUCCAGAUCUUCAGGGUGCUGAGGGCUCUGAAUGUCGCUUGCUCGUUUGCACUCUCAUGCUGGCCAUGAAGUACCUGAUGGACAACACAUAUUCUAACAAGACCUGGCAUAAAGUCUCUCACAUCCCUUUGUUGGAGAUCAAUGUUACUGAGAUGGAGUUUCUGGCUCAGCUCAACUUUGACUUGCAUGUUCAAGAAGAGGACUACUUUGGAUGGCUUGCUUUUAUUGAGCAGGCUGUUGUCGAAUUUCGACAUACUACUGGAUCCAUGCAAAAGUCUUCUGUGCAGCAGCAGGUCAAUACUAAUCAACACAUCCAAAAGACGCACGCUGGCAACUAUAGUACUCGUCAACAACAGCAUGUGUCCGAACCACAGAAUAUGUAUCCAUCCACUGAAAAAUCUAUCGCUCAUACCAAAAACUCAUCUGCCUAUCCAACCUCCUCGCGAUCCCAAAAACACACAUCCGCUGUUAUUCCUGCUGCACUUAGUUUCCCCGUUUCUACGCAACAAUUGGCACACAGCAUGCCAUACCCAUCUCCUGAUGCAUCUCCAAUUCACAAAGCCUGUGAUCAACGUGAGCAUCGCCAACAAAUAGAACAGCAGUUGCACCACUUGCGGCAGCAGUUGCGACAACAAACCACUCCCUUGUCGUCAUAACAAACCAUCUACUUUUUGAAGUUUUAUUAUUUUAUUUUUAUUAUACAGACCAAUAAAUUGUCAACUCUCUCCAUU